GUAACGAGCAGUUCCGAAUGUAUUUGAACGGAAGUAAACAAAGCUUUGAGGGAUUUUGUUGCAGUUUUCCAUAACCCUCGCAUAUUAUAAUUCAUACCAACAGUAAACAAUCACCACAACAACAAUGUAGAAUUCAAACUGAACAUGUCCAAAAGUAACCAUAAACCUCCAUAGAAAUAUCCUGCAAACGAAAUAACGACAUGGAAUUCUCAUAUUUCUGUGUCAUUCAGUGCAUAGUGACAUAUAUAUGUAUUGCAGCUGGGAAAUUUGCGUCAGAAGUGGUUGUCACAGUUACAGCAAUACAAACCAACCAAGUGACCUUGAUGAUAAAAAAGCAUGGUGAGCCAAACCAGCCACUGAACUUACCAUGUAUGUUAUGUUAUGUUCAAACAGAAACUAAAGAAAAAAAAUGUGUAGAUCAGACAGAUUUUCAAGGACAUACAAAUAUCACCAUUCUACAUUUACAGCCAGGCACAAGUUAUAAUGUGUUUGUAGAAUGCAAUGAUGUUCUAUCAUCUAAUAAAUGCACAUUCAAAACAGAAAUCCAAGGAGGCAGUACAACAUCUUCUGGUCCGGAGGUUGUAUACAAAGAAAGUCAGUUAUUCUCAGCGACAACAUUAGAUGUAGUUCUUGGUGUUUUGUUUGGAGUUGUUGCCCUUUGUAUUUUGGCUGUUACAUCAUUAUAUUUGUACAGACGACAUCAAAGAAGAAGGAGAUUACAAAACUUUCUCAGGACGCCACAUACAGAUCCAUUUGAGAGUUUGCAAGAUUACGUUGAAGGAGAUACUGGUAGUCAAUUCAUGUAAUUGAAUAUAAUGAUUAUUGAUUCUCGUGACAAACUAUACUUGCACCAUUUACCUUGUAAGAGAUAGAACUGAAGAAUCAUGAAUUUAUCAACAGCUAGGAGUAAUCUUAUACUUGAGCAUAAUUUGAACAAUAUUAAAUGUGAUAUAUAUUCUUAAUUUGAAUAUGCCUGUUUUACAUUUAGUUAUAUGGACAUUAAAACUUACUCUUUAAACUUUAAGGAAAAUAUAUUUUGUAUAUCAGUACGAUUUACACUUCAAAUAAGCCAAAAAUAAAUUUUUUUGUGAAAGAAAACAAAAUUUGGUUUACAAUCACAUUAUAUUCUAGAAAACAGAGCACAGGUUUCGACAAACUAAAUAUGAAAGUUAAAAGGGUUAUUUGUUAUAAUAAACAUAAGGUUUAAUUAUUUUGUUGUUGAUGCAUUUGCUGCUUGUAUUUAGGUAUUCAACACCAAUGGAAAUAGGCCUGUUGUCUUUAAUUUUAAUGAAGAUUUAAAAAAAAUUAUGAUUGUUUGAUGUCAUUAAAAGAAUGUCAAUAAGCAACUUUUCCUAUUGUGAUAAAAGCCAAAUCCUAGAAAUAGGGGCAUAAUUUGUGCUUUAUUAAACCUACUUAUUUGGAUUUUAAAGGGGCAUUAGCUGUCAAAUUCAUUUUCACCGAUUUGACUCAAAAUUCCUACAUUCGACUUAUAACAUACUAAAACACAUAUCCAAAUUAUAAAAAGUCUAAAAUAAACAAUUUAAGAAGCGUAGACUCGAUUUUAUGAAUCAGCAUUUCGUGUGUAUUUUAGUCCAGAUGCCAUCUAAAAACCAUAGAGGUGACCUCCAAAGACUGCCGAUGGUUAUAUAACCCAAUAUAAACAUUAAUAUAGAUAUAAAUAGAUUGCGAACUCGUGCAAUUGGAUUUUUCUAAGUCUGUUUGAUUUCAUAUUAUAGGUUAAAAAAAUAUGUUAAUAAUGGUUUUUACCUGUAUAAGAAUGAGUUUUUCUAGAUCGAAUCAGUCAACCAAAUUGUUUACCCUUGUUUCACUUCCAAUAUUUACAUUCUUUUCCAUUUAAUAACUAAACAUGCCUAGUUCAUGCGUAAUCCAUAUCUAGCUAUAGGGAUCUAUUAAAGUUCACAUGAAUACAGAUUCAAUGAGGUUGAAUUAUUCACUUGCAAGUGAAUAAUUCAUUAGCUAUGUUUCUUUGCUUAUUUUGACAAAAUUGAACCAAACUGGCUGAUAAAAGCGAAUUACUAUUCCACUCUUUCACUUUCAUUAAUGAUUGAACAAAAAGAAAUCAUAUUUUAUUUUUUUUAUAUCUCGUAGCUAAUGCCCCUUUAAACUAUUUUAUAUACAUUAUAAAUUGCUACUGGAUGUUAAGCAAGCAACUAAAUCAAUCAAUACAUUAUAUAGGUGAAAAAUUCCUGUACACAUCUCAAUCUAAACCAACAGAAUUCAGGGAAACUGAGAUUUUUCAGUACUUAGGUGCAUUGUUAAUCGUCAUUAUUAUUUUUGGAUAAGAAUGAUUUUAUGUGGGGUUUUCCCUUGCAAAACACUUUGCUUCUUUUAUUCAAGUUUUGCUUUAAAAAACAGUUUCAGGGUUUUUGUAAUUAGUACAUGGACUUUGUCAUUUAUGUUAAUAUGAAUUAUAGACAAUGUUUUCUUACAAUAUAUAUACUUUCUGU
This is a messenger RNA of Mytilus californianus (California mussel), 2468 nucleotides long. RefSeq lists its product as uncharacterized. Bases 201 to 806 code for a protein of 201 amino acids. The record is from RefSeq and is a predicted model, not a curated record. NCBI's taxonomy places the organism in Eukaryota, Metazoa, Mollusca, Bivalvia, Mytilida, Mytilidae. Gene Ontology annotation, molecular function: protein binding. The transcript has 4 exons.